AAAGAAAUGCAACACAAAUGCAGCUUAAUAGCACGUGACCUACAACAAUCCACAUCAGAGCGUUGAGCUGUCCGCGGUGCUGAAAUCUCUGUGCCUGAGUCUCAGGUGGGAGCCUUUCAGAGCUCCUCAGCCCCCCACACCCGUUUGUCAGCGUUCAGAGUGAGUGGCGUCUCACAGGUGUGUUUGCAAGGCGCUAGCUCCCUGGGGAGCGAUGACUGUCACCUGAGCUGUAGAAACUGUUUCCACCUUCAUAUCGGCUCCUCCCUGAGUUCCCCGUCGGCCUGUUUGCUCGCGUUUCCUGUCAUGCUUGACUUCAACGUAAGCCUUUUACCGACGGCAGAAAGAUUUUCUUUCUUAGCCGCUUAAGGAGACAAUCUGCUUAACAAUAUCUGUCAAGUCAUGCAUGUUUUCUCAGGGUAUGUUUCUCCUGCUUGUUAAAAGUCCCAGAAAGGGGACGUAUUUUGAGUCAACCGAUCCAGUUGGUCAUGUGAGUUUGCCUGUUGAGGGCACAGAGUUCAUUAGGCAGCCGUAUUGGUUUCAAUCAGUGGCUUUGUGGUGAGCGCGCCUGGAUGGAGCCGCUUUACCCACACGCCAUAUGUCUCCUCAGUCAAAUGGAGACUGCUGCCCCAGCCCUCUGCUCCCUCCACCUCUGACCACUCGAACCGGUUUCUCCGGCUUACUGGGGCUUUAGCAGCAUCUGUGCAGCAAAUUUAGGGCAGUGGUGUCUGUGUGUCUGACUGGUGGUUUAAACCAGAAAAGCGGAGCCGUGAUCUUUAGUUGUGUGGGCUUACGGCGCCCUGAAACCUUCGCUGCAUGUCCGCAAUGAUGUUCAGCCCCAGGUGCAGGGAAAGAAUGGAGAGGCAGACCCUGGAAGAGGUGAAAUUCGAAGAGGGUGAAAUGAUUCCAAAGUCGGGAAAAUCUCCAGCAGACUCCAGGAAAAGUGUUGGCAUCCAUGAAUUUGCAGCCCUCGCCAGAUCCUCCCUAAAUGGCAUCUCUCAGGCAGUGAGGGACCAUGUGACAAAGCCAACCUCCCUGGCUCAGGGCCGGGUCGCCCACCUCAUAGAGUGGAAAGGUUGGCCUAAACCUACAGGUCCUCCGCCGGGAACUCACUCCCAGUUCAACUCUUACUGUCGUCUGACUGAAGGGGAGAAGGAGGCUCGGUUUGCAGCAGGAGUGGCUGAGCAGUUUGCCAUCGCUGAGGCCAAGCUUCGUGCCUGGGCGUCUGUGGAUGAAGACGACGAGGAAGAUUUCAACGAUGAAGAUGGGCAGACUCGCACCAUGUCCACCGAGAGUCCAGACGCCGCCGUGUCCGAACCUAUCCGGGGAGACCCAUGCCACCCUGAGGCUCAAGACGUCGAGGUGCCGCCGUCUGUUCAUCCCUCAGGCUCCAUCAGCAGCAGCAGCAGCAGCAGCAGCAGCGACGGCCCCUUCCCGGAUAGGCCUUCAGCUGAUAAUGACCUGGAGAGCGACUCGCCCGGAUCGCGCAGCGGCUACUUGUGUCCUUUCCUGGAGGAAGAAGAAGAAGAAGAGGAAGAGAGGCUGAGCGGCCUGGCGGAGCAGCUGGCUCCCUCGCAGGAGCAGCGUGGCGAGGUGUGCGUCCACAGCAAGCCAGAGUGGCGGCCUCGAAACAGAAGCAGCAGGUUCGACUCCUGCUACUCCACGUCUCACUCGGAGUCUCCCGGGGAGGAGGACGAAGAGGACGAGGAGGAGGAGGAGGAAGGCAGCGUGUUUCACGAGGUGCGGGUGUGGCACUGCAGCCCCAGAGGCUUCUUCUCUGACCGGAGGUCUUCCGGAGUGGCGUCUUUUGACGAAGAGGAGGGGAGGGAGGAGGCAGAGGAAGAGAAGAAGGAGGAGAAGGAGCAUUUGAUGUGAUGUGUCGUCCAUGUUUAUGUCUUUCUGAGUCGGUGUUGAUUCUGAUAUGACAUAGAUCUAUUCCGAUUACAAUGUGAACCUCCUCUCCAUCCCCUCCGUCUCUUUUCCCUCCACCUCUCUCCUCCACUGGCAGCCCUCCCUCCCUCCCUCCCUCCCGCCCCCGUCCAGGCCUUUCACUGACCUCCUCCCACAGGUCGUCGCUGCCAUUAACAGUGUACGUGUCAGAGAGUCCAGUGAGGAUGUAAAGCUGUCGUUCAAACUGAGUUUUGUACAUUUUUGUGAAGAGUCAUGUGCGGUUCAUUUGUCGUUUUUCUAUGGAUGUUUUGUAGUGUGGUUUAUUUUCCAGGUCAUGCUGUGUCACAUGGGUUUGAUAUGGAAAGCACGAGUGUCCUUCAUAUAUAAAUAUGAUUUUUGAAACAAGA
Fundulus heteroclitus (mummichog) is the source of this 2294-nucleotide messenger RNA. It is a transcript of the gene fam131aa, whose product is annotated as family with sequence similarity 131 member A. The record is from RefSeq and is a predicted model, not a curated record. NCBI's taxonomy places the organism in Eukaryota, Metazoa, Chordata, Actinopteri, Cyprinodontiformes, Fundulidae. Bases 814 to 1872 code for a protein of 352 amino acids. The transcript has 5 exons.